This is a messenger RNA of Amborella trichopoda, 702 nucleotides long. Lineage: Eukaryota; Viridiplantae; Streptophyta; Magnoliopsida; Amborellales; Amborellaceae. The record is from RefSeq and is a predicted model, not a curated record.
GUUUAGUCAAUAGAAGCACCAUGGAAGCUAAAAAAGGAGCCCUUCUUCCCCACCCUCUGCGUCUUAUCCCAAUAUUAUCAUUCACUGCUGUCCUGUGCUUUUUCGAUUUCUCCAUGGCCUUAGAGGGCUCCCCAUUUUGUAGAGAAAAUGAAAGAGUGGCCCUCUUGGAUUUCAAAGCUUCUCAUUCCAACCCAAAUGCUACAUUGAAGGUCCAAAUGGAUUCAUGGAAGGGGUUGAAUUGUUCUGAGUGGGAAGGAGUAGAUUGCCACAGUUCCUCUUCUCAUGUUGUGAGUCUCAGAGUAUAUAGGACACCUUGGAAGAUCAAUGGAUAUACAAACUCUGUAAUGCUGAAUGCCUCUUCCUUAACUAGACUCAGCCAGCUGCAACAUUUGGAACUGAGGUUCUUUGCUGGUGUGUUGCCCGUAAAAGAGCUCUCAAAGCUAAAGAACCUGCCUGAGUUAAUCUUGGUAUCCAAUGAAUUUAGUGGAGGAAUUCCUAAGGAGGUGGGUUUGCUCUCUUCCCUUCAGAAACUUGAUCUAAAUGGGACUCCAUCCAUUGGUGGCCUAACAUUUUUGGUUGAGCUGGAUUUGUCUUACAAUGAUCUCAAUGGAAGAAUUCCAGAGGAACUGGGUUUGUUCUCUUCCCUUCAAAAGCUUUAUGUAGAUGGGAAUCGGCUCCAAGGACGCAUACCAUCAACUCUGG